Messenger RNA from Ornithorhynchus anatinus (platypus), 1945 nucleotides. RefSeq names its product homeobox C6 (gene HOXC6). Gene Ontology annotation, molecular function: RNA polymerase II cis-regulatory region sequence-specific DNA binding; DNA-binding transcription factor activity, RNA polymerase II-specific. The transcript has 2 exons. Gene Ontology annotation, biological process: regulation of transcription by RNA polymerase II; anterior/posterior pattern specification. Bases 320 to 1051 code for a protein of 243 amino acids. Gene Ontology annotation, cellular component: nucleus. Lineage: Eukaryota; Metazoa; Chordata; Mammalia; Monotremata; Ornithorhynchidae. The record is from RefSeq and is a predicted model, not a curated record.
UGCGGGACCUCCCCCCGCCCCCCUCAAACCAGUCUCUCCAUCAAGAAGGAGGAAGGGGGGUGGAAAAAAAGCCACCCCUCAAGUCUUACUUUCAAGGCACACUUAGUCUCAACUAGGGAAACCAACACAACCAGAAAUGAUCUUUCCUCUCACUCCUUGACGUCUCUCUCCUCAUUGGCCCCGGCUCGGUCAGCUGACUUUGUCAUUUUGUCUGUCCGGGAGUGGAGCCGUCGCUAUAACCAUCUAGUUCCGAGUCCAAACUGGAGACCGAAAUAAAUAUUAAAAGAAAUCCUAGCCCGGGCCAGGUAAAGAGGGAAAGAUGAAUUCGUAUUUCACCAACCCCCCUCUGUCCUGCCAUCUCGCCGCCAGUCAAGACGCGCUUCCAAACGUGGCUCUCAACAGCAGCGCCUACGACCCCGUGAGACACUUCUCCGCCUACGGGGCUGCCGUCGCCCAGAACCGGAUUUAUUCGCCCCCCUUUUAUUCCCCCCAAGACAACGUCGUGUUCGGCUCCGGCCGGGGGCCCUACGAGUACGGAUCUAACUCCUUUUACCAGGAGAAAGACGUUCUGUCGAACUGCCGACAGAGCACCCUGGGACACAACUCACAGAACUCAAUCACUCAGGAUUUUAGCAGCGAGCAGACGAGAACGACCGGCCAGGAUCAGAAAGCCAGUAUCCAGAUCUACCCUUGGAUGCAGCGAAUGAAUUCGCACAGUGUUUGCUUUGUUUCCGAUUCCGUAGGAGUCGGCUACGGGGCGGACAGGAGACGGGGUCGCCAGAUUUACUCUCGCUACCAGACCCUGGAGCUGGAGAAGGAGUUUCACUUCAACCGCUACCUGACCCGGCGGCGCCGCAUCGAGAUCGCGAACGCCCUGUGCCUGACCGAGAGGCAGAUUAAGAUCUGGUUCCAGAACCGGCGGAUGAAGUGGAAAAAGGAAUCCAAUCUCACGUCUACGCUGUCGGGGGGAGGUGGCGGGGCGGCCGCGGACAGCUUGGCCGGCAAAGAAGAGAAAAGAGACGAGACAGAAGAAGAAAAGCAAAAAGAGUGAAAGAAAAAACUGAAUUCCCCCCCCUUCUCCUUUUCGUCCCUCCUCCAGCCUCCUCCCCACCCCCCCGAUAUUUAUCACUGGCACAAUUUAUAUGUUUGACUACAGUAAAAAAAAUACAGUCAAACGUGAAUCUUAAAAACAGACAGGAAUGCACCCCCACCUCUCCUUUUCCUCCUCUGUCGCUCUCCCCCGUCUCUCUCAUAAGACUUGUAUGGUUGGGAGGUGCAGACCUCACAUCUGAGUGAAGAGUCUGGUCCCCGAACCCCAGAGAGAGAGACACACAGAGAAAUAGGAGGGAGAUAGAGAGGAGAGAGUCUUCUCUCCCAGAGAAGGUCUAAAAUGAAUCAGUGACCGCUCCUAAGCAGAUCUUCUCCCCAAACAGCCCAGAUCCCUCUUAGAUUGGCUCAAAAACGUCUCCCUUCCCCCCACCUUCUCCCCAAGCCCCCACCCCACCCCAGUAACCCACCCGCAGCCUCUCAGCACCCCCCCCCCACUAGCAUAUCUUCCGUAUAGUCCAAUUGUAUUUAAGAAAGACGAGCCCGAAGACACCAUGGCAUACAGUAUAACGAACUGUGAGCGUUUCUGUGUGAAUAUUUUUAGCUGUAUUUGUGGUCUCUGUAUUUAUAUUUAUGUUUAGCGCCAUCAGUGUUCCAGCUCAGAAUGAAGAAAAUCUAAAAACAAGGAAAAAAAAUCCGAAACGAGAGAAGAAAAAAACAAGAAAAAAAAGAAAGAAAAGAAAAGAAAACGGAUGAGGUUCGUUUAGCCGGUAGGAGAAAAGAGGAAAAAAAAAGAAAGAAAAAAUUCCCUCGUGUUACCCCUCCCCCUUCCGUGUAUAAAGGUCACGUCCGGCGGACUCCUCCUUGAAUAUUUAAUAAAACUGAUAUUAUUUUUAAA